This is a messenger RNA of Eremomyces bilateralis CBS 781.70, 2712 nucleotides long. RefSeq lists its product as uncharacterized. Gene Ontology annotation, molecular function: zinc ion binding; DNA binding; DNA-binding transcription factor activity, RNA polymerase II-specific. Gene Ontology annotation, biological process: regulation of DNA-templated transcription; DNA-templated transcription. Lineage: Eukaryota; Fungi; Ascomycota; Dothideomycetes; Eremomycetales; Eremomycetaceae. The record is from RefSeq and is a predicted model, not a curated record. The transcript has 4 exons. Bases 1 to 2712 code for a protein of 903 amino acids.
AUGAGUGCGCCCGACGUGAGCGGACAGGGACAGAAAAAGGCAAGAGCUCGGCGGAAGAAGGGAGAGGGAGAUGAGAAUAGCAAGCGACGGAUGGUUGUCAGCACGGCAUGCAUAGCAUGCCGCCGCCGGAAAAGCAAGUGUGACGGAAACCUACCCGCGUGUAACGCAUGCUCGCAGGUGUAUCAUACCCCAUGUGUCUUCGACCCCGGCUCGGAUCAUCGACGGAAAGGGGUCUAUCGCAAAGACAUCGACCGUCUCCAGACCCAUAACUCGACCCUCCAAACCCUAAUCCAAGCCCUCCUCAACUCCCCCGAGUCUGACGUCCCCGACCUGGUCCGCCAGAUCCGCACGUGCGAAAGCCUCGACACCGUCGCCGAGAAUAUCCUCGCCAAAGAGUAUCAACAGAAUGAGGAGGACGAAGGCGAUUCGCCGCUUAGUCAGGCGGCGGAGGCGGAACAUCCGACGUUUGAGGGGCAGCUCUCGGGGAGGAUGGGUGAGUUGCGGGUGGAUGGUGGAAACACCAGAUACAUUGGUGGGACGUCGAACCUGCUGUUCAUGAAUGUCGAAGACGAGGUCGUUCCGGCUCUGAGUGACACCGAGUAUUCCACCGAAGAGCAUCCCGCCGUUUCUUGGACGAGGGUCGUCAACAAUGUGGAAUCAAUUAGACAUCUGAUGAACAUGUAUUUCACAUGGCAUUAUACGUUCUUCACAUGUCUUUCAAAAACCCUCUUCUACCGGGAUUUCCUUCUCGGAAGGCCUCGUGGUUUACGAAGGGCGGAGCAUUGCAGCUCAUUGCUGGUCAACGCCAUGCUCUGUCUGGGAUGCCACUUCACUUCCAUCCCGGCCUCCCGCGAAGACCGAGACGACUCAGCCACGGCUGGCGAUCAUUUCUUCCAAGAGUGCAAACGCAUCCUCAUCGAGGAUGAACUGGACAAACCCAAACUCACAACAGUGCAGGCACUUGCUCUCAUGUCCGUCAGAGAGGCGGGCUGUGGCCGCGAAGAGAAAGGAUGGAUGUACAGUGGCAUGAGCUUUCGAAUGGCCCUGGAUCUUGGCCUCAACCUGGAUUCAGGGACUCUGACCUCAUUCAGAGGCGAGCCUAACCUUGAUGAGAAGGAGGAAGAUAUACGGCGAAUAACCUUUUGGGGCUGCUUUUUGUUCGACAAAUGCUGGUCGAAUUACCUUGGCCGCAUGCCACAGCUGCCAAAGUCCUUGGUCACGGUACCGAAAUUCGAAGUCUUCCCAGGCGAGGAGUCGGAAAUUUGGGCAGCGUACAGCGAUUCCGGAUUCAACCAGUCCCAUGCUCAACCAUCGAGGACGAGGGCAGUGGCUUUGCAGAUAUCGACGCUCUGUGAGAUCAGCGGCGACAUCAUGACUUCAUUCUACAACCCGAUCGAUAUCGAAAAAUCGAAAAACAAGCAAUCCGAAUUAAACAGGCUCAGUGAUCUCCACCAGAGACUCGAGGAAUGGAGACGGAACCUAGCGCCGGAAUUCCAUCCUCGAGAAGGCGGUCUUCCAAGCGUUCUGGUCAUGCACAUGUUCUUCCAACUCCUAUACAUCCAUCUCUUCCGUCCAUUCCUCAAAUACUCCCAAUCUACAUCCCCACUACCUCCCAAUAUCUCCCCACGCAAGAUCUGUACCCAAGGUGCUACGAUGAUCAGCAAGCUCUUCCGCCUCUACCGCCGAUCCCAUGGCUUACGGCAAAUCUGCAACGUCGCCGUGUAUAUCAUCCACAGCGCGUGCACCAUCCACCUAUUAAACCUCCCGGACCCGAACUCCGUCCGCGACAUCACGCACGGUGUGAAACAUCUCGAGGAGAUGGCGGAAGGCUGGUUGUGCGCUCGUCGCACGCUCGGCAUCCUGUCCGUCCUAGCACGCAAGUGGAAGAUCGUGUUACCGGAUGAAGCACAGGCGGUGCUGGUGCGCACGGAAUCGAAAUUCGGCGCUUACAAAGAAGUUCCUACGCCGGAGGCGACACAUUUGCACCUUACGAAGCUCGAACACCCUUCUCCCCCGCCCCUACCGACGGGCCAACCACUCAAUUCCACAUUAACUUCACAUCCUUCUAUGGACCUAGCCUCGCUCUACCCCAUGGCUACACUCCCCCCUCAAAUCAUCGCCAACCCCCGCAGCCUCUCAACCCACGCCUGCCGCCCAUCCGGCCAACAACACCCCCUCCCCCCUCAAUCCACCCUCGACCUUUCCUUCCCACCCCGUAUCUCCCCUGUCUCCCCCUCCACUACCGGCCCGUCCGCCGAGCCCGAAGCCAUCCCGUCGACAUCGCGCACGCACAUCAAUAGCCCGUCGGAUAUGUUCGGCGGGGUCAAUGCGCUGCUGCGUGAGACAGACUGGUGGUUCCAGGACCAGGCGCAGCUGGCGCGCGGGUUUGGGAACUGGGCGGAUGAUAUGGGUAAUGGUGAGGGGUCGAGAGGGGGGAGUCCGAGGGGGUGGUGGGGUGAUGGGGGGAUGAGGAGGGGGAGUGAGAGUGGGGGUGGAGGCGGGAAUGAGAGGGGGGGUGUUACGGGCCCCAAUGGUGUGGGUCAGACGAAUGGGAUGAACGGGGGACAGCUGAAUGGGGAGAAUGGGAAUGAGUCGGGGGCGGGGGUGGAUGGGGAGGCUAGGUUGGGGAACAUUGAUUGGAGUGCCUUGGGGUUGGGUAGUAUGGGAGGGCCGGGAGACAUGUAUAACGAGACGAACUGGUAUAGCGGUUGA